Messenger RNA from Triticum turgidum subsp. durum (durum wheat), 513 nucleotides. NCBI's taxonomy places the organism in Eukaryota, Viridiplantae, Streptophyta, Magnoliopsida, Poales, Poaceae. The record is from the annotation of a GenBank genome assembly.
AUGUCGUCGAGAGCGCCGCCGGUGGAGCUCGACUUCCUCGGCCUCCGCGCCGCUGCCCCCAGCGAACAACACGGCAAGAGCACCGGCUCCUCCUCCGCCUUGUCGUCCAUCCGAGGGAUGGAGACGAGCGCUAUAGCGAGGAUAGACCCCCAGCUGCUGCGCCGUGUCGUCGUCGCCCGCUCGCCGGCGACCACGGAAGAGCCGCCAGCGGCUCCCAGUCCCAUGACGGUCUUCUACAACGGCUCCGUUGCCAUCUUCGAUGUCUCCCACCACAAGGCAGAGGCUAUAAUGCAGAUGGCGAGGGACGUAAAGAUGGCAGAAAGGCGCGACCUUGGCAACAAUACGCCUGUUGGAAAUUCAAGGAGAGACAUACCACUGGCAAGAACAAAAUCGUUGCAGCAGUUCCUCGUGAAGCGUAAAGAGAGGUUGACCCGCAUGGGUCCGUACCAUCCCGGCGCCACCACCGUCAGCGGCAACUCUCUUGGUGUGAAGAAGGAAGCGGAAGCAGCCUAG